This is a messenger RNA of Bufo gargarizans (Asiatic toad), 1156 nucleotides long. Its product is annotated as pleckstrin homology domain-containing family A member 3-like. Gene Ontology annotation, cellular component: recycling endosome; early endosome; trans-Golgi network. Gene Ontology annotation, biological process: receptor recycling; retrograde transport, endosome to Golgi; endosome organization. The record is from RefSeq and is a predicted model, not a curated record. The transcript has 9 exons. Bases 48 to 944 code for a protein of 298 amino acids. Lineage: Eukaryota; Metazoa; Chordata; Amphibia; Anura; Bufonidae.
AGACAACUCGCUUAGGGACGGGACAGGCUUCUGGAGGGGGCGUGGCAAUGAAGCAGCUGGACAUGGAGGGUUCGCUACUGAAAUGGACUAACUACCUGUCAGGCUGGCAGCCACGUUACUUUGUGCUGGACCACGGCAUCUUGUCCUACUAUGAUUCACAGGAUGACGUUGAUAAAGGGAGCAAGGGCAGCAUUAAGAUGGCCGUGUGUGAAAUCCGAGUGCACCAGGCUGAUAGCUGCCGGAUGGAUCUUUAUAUACCAAAGGAGCAGUACUUCUACCUGCGAUCAGACAAUGCAGCCGACAGGCAGAGGUGGUUGGUGGCCCUAGGUUCGGCCAAAGCCUGCUUGGGGGACAGCGCAACUCAGAAAUCGAAAGAUGUGCUUCCAGAUAAUGAAAGUCUAAGUCGGAAGCUGUCAGAGCUGCGGCUCUUCUGUGAUCUACUUAUGGGACAAGUGGCAGAAGUAAAGGAAGCAGUGACCACCGAUGAAGCGGCAUCUGUGCCAAAUAAGGAGGGGUUCUGUCGUCAGAUACAGAGCAAUAAAAUCGUCACAGGUGCUCCAUCCCUGUACAGUGUGUGCGCUGAUCAAGCUCCAGCAACUUCAGGGCCAGGCAAACUCAACAUGGCGUGCUCCAACCUGCAGGGAACGUGCUCUUACAUCUGUUCUACUCUAGAUGACUGUAUAAAGUACGUCAACACCAACCUGCAUAAACAAGACCCUCCUUUGCCAGUUUUACCAGGAGAUGUGGUGGGCACCAAACUUCCCCAGAGUCGAAAGGUAAAGCGUUCUGUCAGUCAGCCUGUUGAGUCAACCCCUGCAAGGACUUCUAAUUUACCAAAGCAGGGUGAUGGGGUAACUGUGAUGAAGAACCUGGAGCAAUUGGCAAUGAGGUUACGUACCCAAGAACGGCAGUAUGUGCUGUCCAGUAAUGGAACAUCAGGAUAGCAAGUCCUAGUCCGUUACCUCAACAAGAAAUAUUGGGACCAAAUUCCAACAUCCCCCAUGUGAAGGAUACUAAGAAGAGCCACACAAGUCGAGGACAUUUUCUACAACUGAAGGUUUAUAGCUGUGUGUACACAGCACUAAGGGUGUGUGCAAUGCAACUGAUAAAACUGUAUAAUAUAUGACAUGUGAAUAGAAAUAAAAUAUACUUUUAU